Messenger RNA from Glarea lozoyensis ATCC 20868, 3402 nucleotides. RefSeq lists its product as uncharacterized. The record is from RefSeq and is a predicted model, not a curated record. The transcript has 3 exons. The coding region runs from base 1 to 3402 and encodes 1133 amino acids. NCBI's taxonomy places the organism in Eukaryota, Fungi, Ascomycota, Leotiomycetes, Helotiales, Helotiaceae.
AUGGAUUUCAUAUUCAUCUUAGCUACCAUAAUUCUAGCAUUAGCACCAGGGACUCAAGCUCUCCCUGGUUGGCUUACACCUCCAGCCGACGGAGUGCUUGGGGAAUAUGACCCCCAUCAGUAUGACGCUUAUGGUGCCCAGGUUGUUCCAGUAUAUGGCCACUACAGUUAUGGUGGCUAUGGACCCCAACCUACCAUCUCUAAAAAUGAAAUCACUCCUGUCUCAAGCGCAGCUGGAAGAGCAACAUCCUCUUCUGAUCCUGAUGCGUCAAAAUUGACAAUUUUGGAGCUCUCUCCUUCGGAUAACUCUUUUCGACCUCUCCUUACCUUGAGCGGUUCCAAGGUCACAGCGUCUACUGCAGCCACUGCCUCACUGUACACAUCCCUGCAUUCUUCUGUGCUAAUAACUGGAUUGACGGACCCAACUUCCUCAUAUAACACUGGGUCAGCUUCGUCUACAGACGGUAGCGAGAGCCCUUCCACGAUAGAAGCUACGCCAGCAACAUCAUCUUACUAUCCACAGCCGUCAACCAAGUCUUUCGGCAGCGACAGCAGUCUAUUGACUACCUCGUCUGAUACCUUAGACCCAACAAUCUCCGUCAAAGUUUUGAGUAGCAAUACGGCAGUGCCUACUUUAUUGUCCCCGUUGGCUUCUCUGGUGACAGCACUCGAUAUCUCAUCAUCAACACAUACUACCAGUAGCAUUAAUGCAGGGUUUACCGAAUACUACGAUCCAUCAAUGCCUGCAUACGGUAAUGUUUUUACUGUCAGCGCUUCCUCUGUUGGGAAUAAUGUUGGAGUCUCUGUCACUAGUACUUCUGCCGAAUCUUCUGUAACCUCCGGACUUUUCGCAGCAAUUACUUCCCGUAGUCUUGGAAGUGUUCCCACGGCGAAGGACUCUUUUUCGCUUCCCUCAUUCACAACAACGUCAGAUCCAAAUGACCCUUUGGCAUCAUCUGUAAGAAGCUUCCCAGAGGCAUCGACAGUGUUCUCACUUACUGCAUUUCAAGAUCCGCCAACAAUCGCUAUUAGCUUUGCGAGUGAUUCCAUAUCUUCAGGCAAGCUAUUGUCUACUUUGGUAGCGUCAGCAGCUACCAACCCUACUACGCUAGUUUCACUACAAACGAAUUGUAACCGUGAUAAUUGCUUCCGACAACUGAACCGCGCUUCUAUUUUCGGCCAGCAAUUUUGCGCUUCAUAUACAGCAACCCAAAAUACCGCAACAACCGAAUUCCCAACUUUUGUAUCUGUUUGUGGUAACAAUCCAACGAAGGUGUCAUCAGCAUGCUCAUGUGUAGAAACUGGUUCAGGGUUUCCAACGUCGGUUUUCAGCAAUGACGGAACAAUAACAGACCCAUCGAGCAGAACAAUAAGUACAAGCACAUCCUACUCAGACCUAGAGACCUUUCCCACAGUGGUCCUUACAUCAUUGCUAGACGUCUCUGAGACUACGUUCACAGUAAUUCCUACUUCGGCGCCAACGACUGCCGCAACCACUGAUGUCACAGUAAGCUCAUCUAUCUUCACAUCAAAACAUAUUUCGAUAUCAAGUACUGUCCCGUAUCCAAUGUUCAACUCUUCGGUAAUCACUGGGCCCACUGCUCUUGGGAAUCUCACGACAUUGUCCCAACGAGCUCGAUCGACUGUCACUCGUACCUCCACCAUUACAGUGCCAGCAAACACACUUUUAUCUACAUUUGAUACACCAUCAUCUACGUUUGACAGUGAUAUAGAACUAUCAGCAAGUGCCAUUUCAACCGGCUCAGAGAUUUUUAUUUCUUUCAGCGAGUCUGGCAGCGCAACGGGGUCCAGCAAAGAUUCACCGACAUCAUACGCCAUAUUUAACCCAUCAAUUGACUUGGUCUCCUUUUCAUUUGGAACAGUUCUGUCACACCCUGCUCCCGGUAGUAUUGGCUUUUCAACAAUAGUAUAUCCAUCACCAUCCAGAUCAUACCCAGUCUCAGAUACCACACCGCUUGGAUCUCCGAUGUCAAGAGAUCCAGAUUUAUCUUCAGUGCAGGAUGUCAACUCAGCAAAAGUGCAGUCUACCACUACAUCAGUAAUAUACUCUCCGUUUUCGAACACGCCCUAUUCUGCACAGCCUAGCGAGACUGCCACUUACCCAAGUCCUGUUGAUACAACUGUUGGGGGAAAUAGUGGUACAUCGGUCACUCGAGUCCCGUAUCCAUGUAACUCGUCUGCUGUAUAUGGCGGUACUGGUACUCCUUAUGAUCCCACGACAGGAUUUUCUACCGGGAUCAGUUUAGCAGACGGGUCUUUGACAUCUUCAGCUACAUACCUUCUGGUCAACACUACGGUCAUUACGUCGCUGACUUUUUCAAUUGAAAUUGGCUCGCCAACAACGGACUUUUCUGCUCCGAAUACUGGGUCGAUCUCAACAACCUUCGCAACAGGAAACAUCACAUCAGAGAGCUUCGCAACAGGCACGAGUAUAGAAAACACUCUUGGUACUCUUAGUACAGGGGGGCUUUCAUCGUCGGGCGUAUCAAUGACUCUGUACCUGGGUAACAGCACAUCAUCUCCUACUAGCGAUCCAAAUCUGAGCACAUCGGUGUCCGGUAACAGUGGAAUCUCAACAACGUCGGCUUCUGAUCCGGACCCUUCAACUACGGAGCAGAAGCCUUCCUCGAGCGAAAGAACUUUUUCGGCCUCUAUAUAUCCGCAAUCUGUUUCGACACCUCCAUGCUCCAACAUUUGCACUACUUCCUCCAAUCUAGACCCAUCUAAUUCUUUUGGGCCAUUGUCAAGAUCGACAAGUGCUUCACAGGGUGCAAGCAAUUUCUCAACUUUGAUCUCUGGUGUUAGUGGCGUAACCACUUCUAGGGAGCUUCAAGGCUCAUUUACCACGACACCAACCGUUGCUCCAAGUGUUACGUUUUCCACAUCUCAAACUGAGGUCAUACAAACAAGUUCAUCUGAUCAAACCUUUGGUACACAGUCUUUCCCUUCUGACACUACUUGCACCGAGAAUCCCGGUGGUUCUACCUCAAGAUUAAUCCAAACCAUUAGCUCCGCUGGUCCAAUAUCUAAGACAACUGCAAAAAGCGUCUUAAUCCCAUCGACGUUCGUCACCAUGACAGGCUCGGCGCCGGUAGAAAGUUCGGCAGGCGUCCAUGAUUCUACCAGUUCUUAUGAAGGAUCGACAUCGGUAUCUAAUAUUUCAGGUGGUGAAACCUCAUCUCCCUCUCUCACAACCUCCACAUCCAUAUCGUCGUCGCCGCCCCCGACUUACUCUUUCCCUCCAAGCUAUAAUCCUGACCCGUAUCAAUCGCCAUCGUAUGGUCCGUCACCUGAUGACAAACCAACUUUGGAAGACAUGAUCGCCGCGUGGAUUGCAAAGUUAGAGGCAGAAAAGGAUGCCGAAGAAGCCAUGAUUCACUAA